CGCGGCGCGCAACGCGACCACGCCACCCGUGUUGUUCCGCGUCGCUCCGAUUCACGCGCGCGAUACGACCUCGCAAAACCGCCACCGGUUCACGUGCCAGUGCCAAAAAUUAAAAAAGUGCCCGCACAACUCACCCCAAAGUGCUUUCAGUGUAGUGACCCAAUAGUACAACAAAAUAACAUAGGUACUUGUGGUACGUGAAAUAUCAUAUUCGCUUCGAGAAACCGUCGCGGCCCAUCUGUUCAAAUACGGUUGAUUUGUUUAAGUUUCCUAUUGAUGGAUUGGAAGGUUCGACGACAUCUUACAUGGUGUUUGAUGUGCUAAGGAAUUCGUUUCACGUAUGUAGAAAACAAACAGAAGUUUGGAAAACAAAGGAUACCCGAGGAGCUUUGGAGUGGUACUGCUUGCUUAGGUGCUCGUGGUGACAGGUGGAACGGAGUCUAUAACGCUGUCGACACAUAGAAAUAUUUGUUGGGCGAGAGAUUCAAGUGCUGUGAUAGUUAUGGAGUAGAGGUGAAACAACAUGAGGGCGCAGCACUCGACGUGGCGUUGAGAUGCGAUCGAAGCAGCAGCCGAGACCUUCCUAUCGCUGGCUCAACACUAACGAAAACGAAGAAGCAACAAGCCCCGAAGGCGGAGUGAAGGAGCGAAGCAGCUUGGAGCGCGGGGAGCGCGAGGGGGGCGACUCUCCCGCGUCCCCCGCAUCCCGCGCGUCUCCGGCGCCAGACGAGCGUGAUGACAUCGAACACAGUAUACCAGCUACGCUGAUUCAGGACCCUAAUGCUGAAAGGGAGAGCCCGAGAUGUCUGUCACGGGAGUCGUCGGGUGCGCCGCGCUGUCCUUCCAAUGACUCGGUGUACUCGGGCCGCAGCGGGCCGGCGCUGCCCCUCCCUGCAGCGCUGACGGCCGCCCUCCCCGCUGCCCUGCCCGCCGCUUUGUUGCCUCCGCACUCUGCAGCCGUGGCAGCUUACCUCGGUGCCGCCGCAGCUGCUGCCGCGCAACAACGACUCCUCAUGUCCUGCCAGGAAGACAUGACUGACUCCGAACGAGCGGACGCCGUACUAGACUUCAGCACAAAACGCAGCGACUCUCCACAUGACGACGAGGAUGUCGACGAUGCCGUUAAUCUAAGUAAGAAUGAAAAUGGCCCCCUCGAUCUUUCAGUUGGUACGAGAAAAAGAGGACCGGAAGAUUCACCGUCUCCGGUUCCGAGUAGAAAGAGUUCAAGGUCUUCAGAUUUUAAACCUUCGCCAUCACCUUGGACUAAUCCUGUUGCACCACACUUGCCAUAUUUCGCAGCCGCUGUAGCAGCUAGUUUAUCUCCAAAAAAUGCCGUUCCUUCCGAUUGGAACGGAAAGCUUAAACAUGGUGGCCCUACUCCAAGCGAUGCUACAAAGGCGCUCGAGAAAAUGAGCGAAUUAAGUCGAUUGGGCGGUGAAGAACUUUUCCGUUCCGUACAAAGUGCAGCGUUAGGCGCAGGUCUCGCUCCAAACGCAGCAGCUCGCCACUCGGCUUGGCAAUCACACUGGCUCAACAAAGGCGCCGACCAAACAAAAGAUGUAUUGAAAUGCGUUUGGUGCAAGAAAAGCUUUAAUUCUCUUGCUGAUUUGACUGUACACAUGAAAGAAGCUAAACACUGUGGAGUCAAUGUACCUGUACCUCCAGUAACAGGAGCUCCAAUACCACCUUCUCUUCAGCCGCCUUCUAGUUCGCCAUCAACUCCAUCACAUAAUUCUUCAUCCUCUAGUAGCUCCUCGAAACCUCACCAGAGCGAUCUUAAUAUGCUAAUUAAGGAGAAUAUGCCAAUCCCUCGGAAGUUAGUUCGUGGGCAGGAUGUCUGGUUAGGUAAAGGCGCAGAACAGACUAGGCAAAUACUGAAAUGUAUGUGGUGCGCUGAAAGCUUCCGAUCUCUCGCUGAGAUGACUAGCCACAUGCAGCGAACUCAGCAUUAUACGAAUAUUAUAUCACAAGAGCAGAUCAUUUCGUGGAAAACCGCCGAUGAAACUAAGGGCUCUAAUUCUAGUACUCCAGGUGCUACUAACUCUGCGCCACCCACGACCGGCACAAGCAGUCAUGUCAGCGCAGUUCUAACUUGUAAGGUUUGUGACCAAGCAUUUAGUUCCUUGAAAGAGUUGAGUAAUCAUAUGGUUAAAAAUUCCCAUUACAAAGAACAUAUUAUGAGAUCCAUUACGGAAAGCGGUGGUAGGAGACGUCCAACUCGCGAAAAAAGAAAGAAAUCUUUACCGGUUAGGAAAUUACUCGAACUAGAGAGAGCACAGCACGAGUUCAAAAACGGCGAAGGUAAUGGGGUUCCCAUGGGGAAACCGAUUAGGGACUUCGGUGCUGGUAGUCGGAUCACUUGCGAGAAAUGCGGGGACAAAAUAGAGACUGCAGUAUUCGUUGAGCACAUACGUCAAUGCAUAGGCGGGCCUAUGUCGAAUAGCCAAAGGAAUUUUUUGAAGAGCGCUCUUCUUUCAAAUAACAUUAUUCCUCCUGAAGUACCUGGGCAUGUCACUCCUACUAGCCGGGACGGUCGUAAAAGUAUCAACGAGGAACUGCCUUCACCCGGCUCGGCCCAUCGCUCGCCUUCCUCCGUGAAUGAUUCAUCACCGAGUUCCAAAGAUCCCAAUGCGAGUAACGAUGCUAAGAGUUCGUCACCUUCCGUUCUCAACGCUAUAGAGCAGUUGAUUGAAAAAAGUUUUGAUACUAGGUCACGUCACCCUGUAGCAGGCAUGCCAGGUGGAGCAUCUCACGCUCCGCUCGGUUCUAGCAUUUUGAAGCGGUUAGGCAUAGACGAGAGUGUAGACUAUACUAAGCCAUUAGUAGACCCUCAAACCAUGAGCAUGUUACGGUAUCAUCAGCAGCAGGGGUAUGGUCGCCGUGAACGUAGCGGUAGCGAAUCUAGCUCAAUGUCUGAAAGGGGAGGAAGUAGAGUUGAAUCUUUAACUCCCGAUAGGAAGUUAGACUCGUAUCACAUGACUCCGCGAACCACUCCCGAUACGCGUGGCUCCCAUACGCCUGCUUCUGAUGACCGUCACACUGAAGUGCGGAUAAAGAAAGAAGCUCCCGAAGACGAUGAUCGCGAGAAUGGGGUAGAUUUGAGUAGUCAGCCUGUAAGGGUCAAAACUGAAGUAGAUGAAGAGGAUGAACCUCAUCGACCAAACAGUACUGCCGAGGAAGACACUAAGCCAGCCGUUCCUAAACGUGAGAGUGAAGGUCCAAGCCCCGCUGCUAGUCCACGUAGCCCCGCUAGCGACCGUUCCGGCCACACGCCCGUCGCUGAUAGGAAGCCUACUUCGAGCUUAGGUGCACUAUCCUCCAUGUUCGAUAAUUUGGCCGGUGGUGGCUCUUCCGGUGAGCCUAGUUCUUCGCGUCGCGCUGGUAGUCACCCUUUAGCUGCUUUGCAGAAACUUUGCGAUAAAACUGAGACGAAUCCAUCCCGCGCUCCCGCCCCGGCCCCUUCACCCGCCGGUCCCCCGAGCAUUUUAACUUUCAGCUGGGCUUGUAACGAUGCCGUCGUCACUGACUCUAUUAUGAAGUGUGCACUUUGCGAUACUCCGUUCAUAUCUAAGGGCGCCUAUAGACAUCAUUUGUCAAAGAUGCAUUUCGUUAAGGACGGUGCGCUGCCGGAUCCGGUUCCGAUGAAGGCGCCGCCGCCGGCUGCCUCCCCGGGCACUCACAAGAGCGGUGGUUCAAACGCAGCGUCCCCUCAGGACCCCCGGAGCCCUUCGCAGUCCUUCGACGAGAGCCCGCACUCCAAGUUCCUCAAGUACACCGAACUUGCGAAGCAGCUCUCCAGCAAAUACGUGUAGACUGUACAUAGGGUCGGUGAGGCCAUCAGUUGUGAUGAUACCAUAUCCUGCUACAUUAAACCUUGCUAGGGUUAGGUCGCGCACGCGACGUUAAGUAUUUCGAAACUCUUUGCCAAUUUAAUUAUUUAGGUAAUUAUUGUUAGAGUUCACCGCAUAGUUCGGUUAGUGUAAUUAACGACUAGCGACUUAAGUAUACGCCAAACGUUUUACGUUCGUUAGAAGUAAGAGAAUAUUUUCAAAAUAUUGCCUUUAGGUGAAGUUGAUUGGUUGUUGUGCGGCGCGCGGCCGUGGCUUAUCUUCCACACUACAUUGUAAUUCCAUUUCGAUAAUUGUAAAUAUAAGUCACAUUAAGUCAUAAAAUGUUCGAUUCGAUCUCUUGUAAAUGUAUAUUUUUUGCUAAUAAUCUACGCUCGCUCGUAUGUGAUUGGCGUCGAGCACGCGACUCGGUCGGGUCGCCCGCAGUACCCGUGGAAUUCGUUGCAAUAUCAUUUGUGUUACUUAAUCUUGUUUUGUGUAAAUCAGAGUUAGGGUUAAUUUGGUUUCUUAGUUUAUUUCUAUGUAUAUUUUGAAUGUAUUCUUCUUGUUUUCUCGUGACAUAAAGAUCCGUCGCCUGUAAUCUCGGAGAUCCAAUCUCAUUGAAUCAGUUCUUGUACAUACAGUUGGAUUUAAAUGCAAUAUUAUACAAUCUCCUUAGUGUAAAUUCGCUCUAGGUACGCUCUCCUCUCUGAGGAUGCUAUUUAUUAUUUAGUAAUAAGUACAUUAAUAUUAGGAGACAUAACGUCUGUGAAACCUUGUAUACCAUUCAGCGCUAUAGGUUGGAGGUCAACCGUGUAUUUAAAUAAAGUGAUACGUUAUACAUUUUUUCUUUGAAAAGGAUCGACUACAUUCGUAUACGUUUAGGACUUCAAGAUUUGAAUGAAAUAUCUUCCAUUUGCAACAUCAGAUAUACGACGAUGUAUAUACGGUACUUGCGAGUGAAAACCCCUUUUAUAUUUAAUAAAAAUAUUGUAAACUGUUUAAUAAGUAAGUUUCAGACGAUAUCAACAAUUUCGUAAUGUAUAUUCUUAGUACAUUUGGUUCACUGUAUACGGAUAUAUGUAUAUGUGCCUAUAUUUUUGUACACUAUACCAUAGUUUAUUAAGAAUGGUAUGGUAACUUCAUACAAACAGCAGGGCGGCUUGUAUAUGUGCGCGCCCACCGCGUGCCGUGUACGGACGCACAUAUUCGCUUAAUUCGCGAUGCACUCGCGCUUCACAUUAUUAUAGUGCGCGUGCGCUAUUUGUAUGGAGUAACUAUAUUUUACAGUUUUAAUGUGUACACAUCUUUUGUUAUACAUUAAAACUGCUCUUUCAUACGACCGAAGGUAUACGUUUUGUAAAACUAAAUUUUAAUAUUAAUUUUGUCCUUGUAACAUUCAGGAUUUUACAAAAAAGGUUUAGCUGAACUUCACGAACAUAAUCCACCCUAUAGUUUUAAAAAUACAUGUGUUUAAACUUACUUCAAAUUUAACAAAGUUUUUUCUGGAGUUACUAACCGUUUUGUAAUGUCCUCGGCCAGUGUACUAAGAAUACAUGUAUUAAUGCUAAUAAAAAAUCAAAAUUUUAAAUCAAUAACUAUCAUUUUAACUAUAAUGAAAAACAUACGACAAAUAUUAUGUAUACGCCCAGCUCUGACGAGAAAAUUUUUGCUCAUUCUUGAAAAAUUAAAAAAAAAAUGGUGUUAAAAUAUUGAUUUUACCAAAUUUAAUAAUCUUAUUUAAUAUUUUAUGUUGUAUUUCAAAAUGCAAUUAAAAGCUCAAAGAAAUAUAU
Molecule: messenger RNA, 5620 nt
Organism: Hyposmocoma kahamanoa
Lineage: Eukaryota; Metazoa; Arthropoda; Insecta; Lepidoptera; Cosmopterigidae
Product: protein tiptop-like
Exons: 5
Coding region: 555-3812 (1085 amino acids)
Biological process (GO): regulation of transcription by RNA polymerase II
Cellular component (GO): nucleus
Molecular function (GO): DNA binding; DNA-binding transcription factor activity, RNA polymerase II-specific
Source: RefSeq, a predicted model, not a curated record